Molecule: messenger RNA, 1872 nt
Organism: Ilyonectria robusta
Lineage: Eukaryota; Fungi; Ascomycota; Sordariomycetes; Hypocreales; Nectriaceae
Product: HCO3 transporter family-domain-containing protein
Exons: 5
Coding region: 1-1872 (623 amino acids)
Biological process (GO): transmembrane transport; monoatomic anion transport; borate transport
Cellular component (GO): plasma membrane; fungal-type vacuole
Molecular function (GO): borate efflux transmembrane transporter activity; solute:inorganic anion antiporter activity
Source: RefSeq, a predicted model, not a curated record
AUGGCAUCCUCCUCCGCUGGACGGGAGAAGGUGCCUCCCACGGACCUGCCGCCGUAUCCUCUAGACCGCGCCCCAUCCCGGUCGUCCUCAUCGCGGGGAGCGGAUGCUUGGUGGAGGAUUCACCCGUUCCGUGGCAUGGUCAACGACGUCCGACGCAGGGCGCCCUACUAUGUUAGCGAUUGGCGGGAUGCCUGGGACUAUCGCGUUGUGCCGGCUACGGUGUACAUGUACUUUGCCAACAUCCUUCCGGCUCUGGCCUUCUCUCUCGACAUGUUCCAGAAGACGGGCUCCAACUACGGAGUUAACGAAGUCCUGCUGGCUUCCGUCCUCGGAUCCAUCGUCUUCUCCCUCUUUUCCGCCCAGCCCCUCGUCAUUGUUGGCGUAACUGGCCCCAUCACCGUCUUCAACUACACUGUCUACGACAUUAUGAAGCCUACAGGUGUCAACUACAUUGGCUUCAUGUGCUGGAUUGGCAUCUGGUCCCUGAUUCUUCACUGGAUCCUUGCCAUCACCAACUCGUGCAACUGGCUCCGCUGGGUCACCCGAUUUCCCUGCGACAUCUUCGGCUUCUACGUUGCCUUCAUCUACCUCCAAAAGGGCAUCCAAGUCCUCCAACGGCUUGGCGACGAUGCUGCCUUCUACCUCUCUAUCGUCUCCGCCCUCCUCGUCUUCAUGGUCGCCUACCUCUGCGGCGAACUCGGCACCAGCAGCCUCUUCCGACACCCGAUUCGUGUCUUCCUCAAGGACUAUGGCACCCCGCUCACCCUCAUCUUCUUCACCGGUUUCGUGCACAUGGGGCGGAUGGCAAAGGUCGACCUCGAGGUGUUGCCUACUGGAGAUGCCUUCACGCCAACUAGCGAUCGCGACUGGCUUGUCAGGUUUUGGGACUUGAGCGUUGGAGAGAUCUUUACAGCCCUCCCUUUUGCCAUUCUCCUGACCAUUCUGUUCUGGUUCGACCACAACGUUUCCUCCCUCAUUGCUCAAGGCAGCGAAUUUCCUCUCCGAAAGCCCGCCGGAUUUCACUGGGAUCUCUUCCUCCUCGGCCUAACCACCGGUGUUGCCGGCAUCCUCGGCCUGCCCUUCCCGAACGGCCUCAUCCCUCAGGCCCCGUUCCACACCGAGUCCCUCUGCGUCACCAAGCCCGUCAAAGACGUCGACGAACACGGCAACGAAAAGGAAGGGCAUUAUUCAUUUGAGACCACGCAUGUCGUCGAGCAGCGGUUUUCCAACUUGGCUCAGGGUCUUCUCACACUGGGAACCAUGUCGGGCCCCCUUCUUGUCGUCAUCCACCUCAUCCCCCACGGUGUCCUUGCCGGUCUCUUCUUCGUCAUGGGAGUCCAGGCCCUCGAGGCCAACGGCAUCACCGCCAAGCUCGUCUUCCUUGCCCGUGACAAGACCCUCACUCCGUCUUCCGCUCCACUGCGUCAGAUUCGUCGCCGCUCCGCAAUCUGGAUCUUCGUCCUCAUUGAACUCAUUGGCUUUGGCGCAACCUUCGCCAUCACCCAGACUGUUGCUGCCGUUGGCUUCCCCGUCUUUAUUAUGGCCCUGAUCCCCAUUCGCGCCUGUAUGCUGCCCCAUGUCUUCAGCCCGGAAGAGCUCGCUGCCCUCGACGAGCCCACCGCUUCACCCUUUACCAUGGAGGGCAUCGGUGGUGUCUGGGGCGGUGCCAAGGAUGACGACCCGAGCGACGAAACCUCGGCUGCGCCUAGUCGUGCGUCCUCUGGUCGCGAUCCACGGCAUCGCCCUGAUCGUCGUGAUAGCGUCUUUGCUCAUCCCGGUGCGCCCCGGAAGAGCCAAGAGGACCUGGCGGAGCUGGGUCAAGUUCGGUCAGGACGCAGCACUGCGACUCGGAGGAGAAGCGUCGAACGGUAA